Messenger RNA from Nerophis lumbriciformis (worm pipefish), 1572 nucleotides. RefSeq lists its product as uncharacterized. The record is from RefSeq and is a predicted model, not a curated record. Lineage: Eukaryota; Metazoa; Chordata; Actinopteri; Syngnathiformes; Syngnathidae.
CAAGUUCACAGAAAAAAGAUUAUUAAUAUGACAAAUUGUUACCAGGGAUCAAAUUAACUAAGUAUAAUUUCAAGGUUCAGUUCAAAGAAAUAUUUUUGGUGUGUGAAAUGAAUGUUUUACUGCCAGAUGGCCUGAACGCUGCUUUGUAAAGGAAGAUGACUUUGAAAAUGAGUCACUUUGGUGCGUCUUGCCCUGAUUGGAUCAUAAUGUUGUUUCUGUUUGUCACAGCUUCCUGUCUUGGUGAAUGGUUAGCUUCUGCAGACCAAUGAAAGGGCAGCUGUGCGGAUGCAGCAGUGAUCCAGGAAAAAACAGUCCAUUGUUCCUGGGACGUCAGAGAAGUGUGACCUCCUUCCCCUCCUGCCAGCUUGGCCUUGCUGGGUGCCAAAGACGCAGUACCCUGCUGGCAGAUCAUCAUGAGUGGGGGAAUAAAUGUGAGGUCCACUCGUCAACCUCCUCCCCCAUCUGGAAUCCCACUCCCACGAACGCUCUUACCCACCUCCCCAAAAAGGGACAGGCACCACAGGACCAGCGAUAUACCCAGGGCCCUGACCCACUCCCCCAAACACACACCCAGACACACGCCCACUCAGUCUCCAUCCCUUUGCCCUCGAAGAGCCAGCCUCCGCAAGUCUUCUCACAGGGACUUACAAACAGAUACUGGCCUGAAAUCUCCACUCCACCGGACUGGUGAUAUUAAUGCGCACCAGAUCUCGUCUUCAGCCUACAACAGCCCACUGAUCCAGCGACGAGUUCCACCGCCACAGUCCAAAGACACACUGGAUCUAGUUAAGCCCACCCACCCUCGUAUAGAUGUUUCACUUGAUAGUAAUUGUAAUAGAAAUCCAUGCACAAAUAGAAACCAAUCAUUGACCACCAGCAACCUGCGUCUUCCACUCCAGUUCAGGAGAGUAGACCAUUUCAGUUCCAAUGUGCUUAGUUAUGUUGUCCCGGUAAGAGAGGAAGAGGCUCCAAAAAUUGACACAGACGAGUCCAAUAAUGGUAACAUCUACGAACCUCACACUCAAAAUUGUGAUCAACCAACCAUCAGUGGACCAUGUGACUCCACCACCCAAUCAGAUGAAGAAAUGGGGACACCGGAGGAACCAAGUGGAGCUUCCUCUACAAGUCUCCCGUUACUGCCACCAGGCAUGCUGGCCAUGCCUUUAAUGUCCAAGCGACCUGUUGGUAUGCUCGAUGAAGGCCUACAAAAUGAACCUGAAACCUCAGAAAUACAAGGACCAAGAGUCAAUAUGGCAGCUGUUGCUCCCUUCAGUUUCAGGCUACAGGUACAGGAGGGUGAUUUGUCACUGGAUGAACUGAGUGAUUGCUCAUCUGGAUCCAUAGAAAUCUGCUGCGAUGACCUGACACCAGUCGGCUGCUGCCUGCCUCACUAGCAGGAGGGGAUGCAGAGCAGGAGCCACGCAGAGGUGGAGACAACAAAAGCGGAUGGUCAGCGCUGCGGUUUGUUCCAGCAGCUCCAUUGUCAAAUGUGCACUGUGAAGAGCUGGAUUUGAAUAUUGGACACUGGCCUGCAGAUCCAUGGAUUAUAAACUGUGAGUAAAGGCAAUUUGU